Cannabis sativa is the source of this 1457-nucleotide messenger RNA. Its product is annotated as tropinone reductase homolog At5g06060. The transcript has 5 exons. Lineage: Eukaryota; Viridiplantae; Streptophyta; Magnoliopsida; Rosales; Cannabaceae. The record is from RefSeq and is a predicted model, not a curated record. Gene Ontology annotation, molecular function: oxidoreductase activity. The coding region runs from base 159 to 1178 and encodes 339 amino acids.
AAAAAAUUUCUUAAUAGUAUUUACUCAUAAAACAAUAUUAAAAAAAAAAAAUUGAAAAUUCCAUACGUUUUAACUGAGCAAUUGUCUUUCCACUGAACUGAGAGAGGUGACAGCGUCAGCUACAAUCGAAGAAAUCAGCUGCAGAAACGCUUAGUCAAAUGUCUCAAGCGCUAAGGCCACCACCUUGUUCCUCAUUUUUCGCAACACUCACAACCUCUCCUCCUUGUUCUUCCAACCAGAGCUGCACCAUAUUCAACUCAACCCUCUCUUUCUUUAAGCUCCGAACCUCACCACCCACCCACUUUCACUUCUCUCCCAACAAUCCACUCCGAUCCUUAACACCAGUUGGAAGUCAAAAUGUGUCGCAUUCAAGCACCAGCACUACCCCAGAGUACAAUCCCAGAUGGUCACUUCGUGGAAUGACAGCUCUCGUCACCGGUGGUACUCGCGGGAUCGGGCACGCUAUCGUGGAGGAAUUGUUGGGACUCGGAGCGAAAGUUCAUACCUGUUCUCGGAAUGCCGAGGAACUCAAUAGUUGCUUGAUGGGUUGGAAAAAUUUGGGGUUUGAGGUUAGUGGAUCAGUCUGCGAUGUGUCGGAAAGGGCUCAGAGAGAGAGGCUAAUGGAGAUUGUGUCUUCUGUGUUUGAUGGGAAGCUCAACAUUCUUAUAAACAACGUGGGAACAAAUAUAAGGAAACCGAUGGUGGAGUUCACGGCUGAAGAGUUUUCCACUCUCAUGGCAACAAAUUUCGAAUCAGUUUUCCAUUUGUGCCAGCUUGCUCAUCCACUACUUAAAGCAUCUGGGAAGGGAAGUGUUGUGUUCAUGUCUUCUGUGUCCGGAUUUGUGUCAUUGAAGUCCAUGUCCGUUCAGGGAUCAACCAAAGGGGCAAUCAAUCAGCUUACCAAAAAUUUGGCUUGUGAGUGGGCAAAAGACAACAUAAGAAUCAACUCUGUAGCACCUUGGUAUAUCGAAACAUCAAUGGUGAAGCAGGUACUCAACAACAAAGAAUACUUAGAAGAAGUGUAUGCAAGAACUCCUCUUAGACGACUUGGAAAUCCAGAAGAGGUGUCCUCUGUGGUGGCAUUCCUUUGCUUACCUGCAUCUUCCUACAUUACUGGGCAAGUUAUUUGUGUCGAUGGGGGAAUGUCCAUCAACGGGUUUUACCCUACCCAUGACUAGAAGUCCUGAAAUUACAGGCCUUUCUGUGCUCAAUCUUUGUGUGCUUUCUCCCUCCCUGAAAAUCCAGUAGGCAACAAACGUAGUUAAGAGUUCAAUGAUGGAAGAUAUUAGGUAUGAAUCUGAGAGAUAAUUAUUCUUUUUGCUUAGAGGGACAUUUGUUGGCUUUUGAAUAGUCAAUUCAGGUAGUGGAAUAAUAAUACUAAGUUGUUUAUGGAAAGUAAAAGAAUUCCAAUUUUUGCAGAGCAAAAGGGAAAAAAAAAAGAAAUCUUUUGAUUCAAA